Messenger RNA from Drosophila guanche, 4709 nucleotides. It is a transcript of the gene Kank, whose product is annotated as KN motif and ankyrin repeat domain-containing protein 2. Gene Ontology annotation, biological process: negative regulation of actin filament polymerization. Gene Ontology annotation, molecular function: protein binding. Gene Ontology annotation, cellular component: cytoskeleton; cytoplasm. The coding region runs from base 741 to 4679 and encodes 1312 amino acids. The record is from RefSeq and is a predicted model, not a curated record. The transcript is spliced from 12 exons. NCBI's taxonomy places the organism in Eukaryota, Metazoa, Arthropoda, Insecta, Diptera, Drosophilidae.
AGAGAGAGGUCGAACCGAUCUCCUCCUAGCAGCUUCAGUUUUGUGGCACAAUCUCUCUUAUUCGUGUUGCAUUUGCUCUUCGUUCGUGUUGCCUGCCACAUCGUGUCGCGGCUUUCGAUUUCCCAUUACUGUUCGUUGCUGUUUUGGUGCAUUCGUUUCUAAACAUGUUUGAACUGCCCAUCAGGUUGACGUUAUACAAAUGUUAGCCAUAGGCCUGCACGUUCAGCAUAAAUGAGGCAUUAAGCCGCAAUUGCCAAAGAACCGAAACAGGAGAAGCGACCGCAGCAACAACAACAAAAACAACAGUCAGAGGCAAGUGCAGUCAAGGCGGGCUUAAUUAACAUGCAGCUGGCAACGUUCCCGUCAACAACAAAAACAACAACCUAACGACAACAACAAGCUGCAAAAGAACAGUGCAAUUCCAAGAUAUCAAAAAGCGAAAAACGUUUUCUCUUUUGGUUUUUUGUGGUGUGCUGUGGCUGUGGCUAGAAGGUGUCGACGACGUCGAGCAGUCUAAGUUUUGCCCAUCUCCAGACUAAUGAUGCUGGGGCUGACGCUGCCACUGCCUCAUGCAAGAACUGCGCCCUGCAGCUGUUAAUUAAUCUGCAACGGCAAACAGAGGGGAAGAGAACCAAGAGGAAGAAACGCAGCAGCCAAAAGCAAUUACGGGAGCAGAGACAGUGACGGAAACAACAAGCAACAACGGCAGAAUCAACAGCAACAGCAACAAAUAAAGCAAAAUGUCGCUGGUUUUGCGAAGUCAACGCGCCUUCAUUGAGGAAAAUGCUCGUCAAGUGCCUGGUGGCAGCACCAACAGUUCCGCCUCCAGUCCGGAGUCGUCUGGUAUGAACCGAUCGGUGCGCAGCUGCAACUGCUGUCCCUAUGGCUAUCACAUUGACCUGGACUUUGUGCGCUACUGCGAGGCGCUGGCCCAGGCCAAGCCCAGCGAGGAGGAGCAGCGGCGUAGGGAUCGACGUCGCUCGCGCAAGUCCAUGGAGGUUAUGCUCGGCUUCGAGAGCCUCUUUGGCGGCGACUGGCAGGCGGAGACGAGAGUGCAGGGCCGACUAGCAGAGGCCGCACAUGAAAGCGAACCAGAUUCUCCACGCGGAGUCGGUGGAGCAGCAGGUCUGUCGCAGUCCUAUACCACAACUCCGUGCUAUCGGCCGCGUUCAUCGUCUGUGCCACGCUUCACUUACGGCAGCAUCCCGCCGAGAGCCGAGUCACCAUUUGGCACUGCCUCCUCCACGUGCUCCUCGCUGCGCGGCGGCGUCGAGAGUGACGCGGGGAUCUAUCAACAGCGCCAUCAGAGCUAUGGCCGACCGGCGAUCAGUCCGCCAGAGACGCGGGCCUUCCUCCACGACGCCCUGGACGAGGUCUGCAGCGAUUUUGAGCGCACACUCGAACGGACAUCGGUGAAGCGUCGCAAAGGGGGUGCCCCCUAUGCGGGCGGCUCCCUCUCCAUGGAUCGGAACAACAAUAAGUUGAUGCUGAAUCUCAGUGGCUAUGGCCAGAAGGAGCGCAAUCAGCGCCUGGGCAACAGCACGUGGGAUCGCUACUUUGAUGUGGCAGACUCCUGCAUAGCGGGAAAUCGAUCACCAACGAGCACGCCGCACCUCUUCCUGCGCUCCAAUACGCUUCCUCUGCAGCAGCGGCCCAGCCCCGCCGAGGUGCAGUAUGAGAGCUAUGUGCAGGCCACGGUGGCGGCCAAUGCCAAGUCGCCAGUGGAGCAACUGGAAUCGCCGAAGACUAUGCCAGGCACUGCACCGCCGCCUCCACCACGUCGGCAUCAUCUGCUGGCAACUCCCAAGGAAGGCGAGAAGGAGAAUGGCACCAUGAGCAGCUCCAUGCAGUCGCCAGUGAAUUCGGAAACGGGUCAGACGACGGCGGAAGCCCAGGCACUGUUCCAGAUCCGCGAACAGAUGGCCAUGAGCCUGAAGCGCCUGAAGGAUCUGGAGGAGCAGGUCAAGGUCAUACCCGACAUGGAGUUGGAACUCAAUUCAUUGCGGUCGGAGAAGCAGCGUCUGCUGCGCAAGAACGAGGAGCUGGUGCGGGGACAAAGACAGACACCAUCACCUCCCAGUCCGGGCCUAAAGAACGCCUCACCCGUGCAGUUCACGCCACAGCGCAUAAGUCCCGUCUCGCUGGAGAGCCUGGGGGCACGCAUGCGCAGCAGUUCGACCUCGGCGUCGCCUUCGCCCAGCGUCAUUCGUCGCGAUGUAUCCACCCAGGCAGCCAGCCGGGUCACAGCCACCCGAGACGUGGCCGUUGGCUCCACGCUGAGCACCCGUCACGUGGCCACUCAAGAGGCGGCGGCCAUUUACUCACAAGCAGAGCUGGAGCAGAAAAUCGGUUUGGCCCUGAGCAGCCACCAGCAGCAGCAGCUGAAGAAGCUCAUCACAGUGGGCACACAGAUGUACGUGCCGAAGCGGGAGCAGCGGGACUCGGGCAUGCAGACGCUGGCGGAGCGACCGAAGCUCAAGUACAAUGUGGGAGUCAGUGCCAAGCCCGCGACGAGGGAGAACUUCACCAGUUGCAAGCCAGAUCUGCGCACUGUGGGCAGCUCCGAGCACCGCAUCGACGAAGAGCUAUGCGAGAAGUGUGCCAUCAGCAAGCGAUCAGUGGGCUGCGGUCCGGAAGUGCCCACGACGGAGAAGCCAGCGAAGUCAGCGCCACAGAUGCUGGGACGCAGCAACACCUUCAGCCUCGGAGAGAACGAAUCGCUAAGCCUCAUCCGCAAGGCAGUGGGCUGUCAGACGCCAAUUACGAUGGUGCACAGUGCUGCGAGUCAGACUGCGAUGAAGACGGUUCGCUCAACCGGAGCUCAGGUGACGCCGCAGCAGCAGCACGCGGUGGUGCAGUGUGGGGCAGAGCAGAGCAAUCGGCAAACCGAUACCGACGGCCUGCAGCGCCUCUCGCGUAGCGCCACAAAGACGGAACAAGUGGCCGAGUCUGUGCAACGACCUCGAACACGUCACACAGCCUGCAACACGGAUCAGCCGGAGCAAAAACAGUUGCCGGAACCGAUCAAGGCACCCGCCACCACCCACUCUGCCUGCAACACGGAUGAAAUUCGCAAACGGGAUGUGGGCUGCGGCGAGAUUGUCAAGCCACACAUCUCGAUUGCCUGUGCGGCCAACUACUGUGAUUCCUGCAAGGAGGCCAUCCAGGACCUGGCCAAGGGCUUCUCCAAGGUCAGCCCAGCCACAUCACCCGCACCGUCCAAGCCGGGAAUAGUGCGUCGCUCCACGUCGGCGGACUCGCGCAUACCGCGACCCAAACACAUCACUAGUCCCAGUCCGGUGCGCAGGGAGCUCAAACGGCAGAAUACCUACACACUGGCGACGCCCACAAAAACGCCCGAAAGUCCCAAGGCAGAGCGGAAAACGCGACUGAGCUCCCUGCAGGAGAAGCCACCGAAUGUGUCGAGUUUCCAGUCUUCCGAUUCGUCGGGGGAGUCACAAAGUUUUAUCAGACAACCGUCCAGCAAACAGAACCUUUCAUUGGACCUCAGCCAGGUGGGUGACGAUGAACUGAUUGUACGGGAGGAGAAGCGUGUGAGCAUCAGCUGGUCACGCGAUGCCUCCCCCGCACCACUCAUGACCUCCUCGGCCACAACAUCGGGCACAACAAAGUCGGCCUCACCGGAGCAGGAACAGGAGCAAGCCAUGAGCAUAUCCAGUGACUCCUCACCGCCCUUGGAUGUUCAGAUUGCUCAGGGAGCACGCAAAAAGUCGAGCACACCGCUAAAAUCUAGUCAAAGCGAGGACUCCCAGGUGACUGUCAUCGAGCGACCGGCCACAAAGGCGCAGCUUCAUCAGCUGGCCCAGGCGGAGGCCGAGCCGCGCAAGAAAACCGAGAUACCCAAGAGCCUGGCGGAUGCACUCAAAGUCAUCAAUGAUUCACUGCUAAAGAGGAUGGUGGCCAAGCCUAUCUCCUCGCAGAGCCUCAAGCUAUCAAAGACGACAAUUCAGGAGCAUUGGUUCCGAAACUCUAGCACUGGCAAGGCUGAUCCUCACGAGGUGGAGGACCACUUGGACUACUUUGAGUCUCUCUCAGUGCCCCUGCUGGAAUAUUGCGUAAACCUCUCCGACAACAAUGGCAACACAGCCAUGCAUUAUGCGGUCUCGCACGGCAACUUUGACGUGGUAUCCAUUCUGCUGGAUUCGAAGGUUUGCAAUGUAAACCAAACGAAUAACGCCGGAUACACGUGCGUGAUGCUCGUAUCGUUGGCCAAGUUAAAGCAACCGUCCCAUCGGACAGUCGUGGAGCGACUGUUCAAGAUGGCCGAUGUCAACAUACGCGCCAAGAAGCACUGCCAAACCGCACUAAUGCUCGCUGUGUCGCAUGGUAAUGGCGACAUGGUCGCCAUGCUGCUGGAAGCCGGAGCAGAUAUCAACAUUCAGGACGAGGAUGGCAGCACGGCUCUAAUGUGCGCCGCCGAGCACGGGCGUGUGGAUGUGGUCAAGCAUUUGCUGUCCAGUCCAGACUGCGACUCCCUCAUACAAGAUGUGGAUGGCAGCACGGCCUUUAAGAUUGCCUGGCAGGCCGGACAUCGGGAUGUGGGCCUGCUCCUCUAUGUCCACGAGCAGAUGCUACGCAGCAAGCUGCCCAAUCGUGGGGAGACCGCCCGGAAUUCGCUCCUCACCAUGGCGCUGCACAGCCGCCAGUCACCGGAGUAAAGCCAUCUUGUAUUAGCGGCCAAAUUGUCG